Molecule: messenger RNA, 398 nt
Organism: Cucurbita pepo subsp. pepo (vegetable marrow)
Lineage: Eukaryota; Viridiplantae; Streptophyta; Magnoliopsida; Cucurbitales; Cucurbitaceae
Product: protein CYSTEINE-RICH TRANSMEMBRANE MODULE 9
Cellular component (GO): plasma membrane
Source: RefSeq, a predicted model, not a curated record
UGCAUUCAUAAACUCCAUCGUUUCUCUGCAAUUCUCAGCUUGGUUACCGGGUGAUGAGUCAAGAAAUGGGCAGUAAGUUAGAGGCGGGGCCUUAUGUUGCAGCUCCACCCCCGGUUGGGUAUCCGGUGAGAGACGGCCCAGAGGACCCUCACCAAACUUCUACGCCACAAACGCAGUCUAGGGGAGAUGGGUUCUGGAAAGGAUGCUGUGCUGCGUUGUGUUGCUGCUGGGUGUUGGACUGUGUGUUCUAAGAGUGAUGGGGUUGGCUAUUGGAUGAGACCCAUUUAUUUAUUUUUUGUUAUUCUUUUAUUACACACACCUUCUUAUUAUUCUGUAUUAUUCUAUUUUCUUUGUAUUAAUAAAUAAAUUUUGUUAUCUAAUCCUAUGCUUCCAUUCAA